Molecule: messenger RNA, 2552 nt
Organism: Pseudonaja textilis
Lineage: Eukaryota; Metazoa; Chordata; Lepidosauria; Squamata; Elapidae
Gene: F3
Product: coagulation factor III, tissue factor
Biological process (GO): cytokine-mediated signaling pathway; blood coagulation
Cellular component (GO): plasma membrane
Molecular function (GO): cytokine receptor activity; protein binding
Source: RefSeq, a predicted model, not a curated record
GGAAGAAAGGACUACUAUAAAAGAAGGAAGAGCCAGCCAACUUUUUAGUUUAAAGCCGCUGGUCUCGUGCGCACACACACACAGAGAGGCGCGGGCACACACGCACAUACACGCGCGCUCACGCAACCCUGCUCUCCGUUUCUUGAACCUCCCUUCGACGAGUCCUGAUGGCCCGACGGUGUUUUCCCGCGGCGGGGGCGCCAGGUGCUCCAGCCUUGCUGCUGUGCGCGGUGCUCGCCCUGCUUCCCUCCGACUCAGGUAGCUCUGCAGUACAGAGAGCUGUAAACAUAACUUGGUCAUCAAUCAAUUUUAAGACUCUGCUCCACUGGGAUCCAAAGCCAGUUGGUUAUGUUUAUACAGUUGAAAUGGACGGAUAUCUCCUAAACCGAGAAAAAGUAUGCAUUCAUACCAGUAAAACUGAAUGUGAUGUUACUAAUGUGAUACUACAGAAUUUAAACGAUACUUAUACGGCACGCAUAUAUUCCGAAAUACCAUAUGAUGAAGAUAAUGUUGAAACACCUCCAUAUGAAGUUUCUUCAAAGUUUGUACCUUACACACAAACUGAGCUUGGAACACCAACCGUAACAUAUUUUGAACAAAAAGAUAACAUUCUAAAAGUGGAAGUAGCCGAUCCACUAACACCGUAUAGAGUUAAUGGUACAUUGCAAACUAUCAGGGACAUAUUCAAAAACGAUUUGGAAUACAUGUUAUACUACUGGAAGGAUCAGAGUACAGGCAAGAAAUCAGCAAAGACAAAAACCAAUCAAUUUGCAGUUGACGUUGAUAAAGGGAAGAGCUAUUGUUUCUAUGUUCAGGCUAAUAUUCCAAGCACCUUAAGUAACCAGAAAAGUCAAAAAAGCAGUAUAAAAUGUACUAGUAUUCACAGGGAAGACUUGGAUGCUCUUGAUUUGGACAAAAUCCUCAUAAUAGUAGGUGCUGCUGUCGGAAUCCUCAUUCUGAUUAUUGUUUUGUCUGUGGUGAUAUACAAGUGUACAAAAGCAAAGCGCAGAUUGACAGAAAAAGAAAAUAUGCCUCCAAAUUUGUAAGGACUAAACACUUAACCCUGGUUGAUCAAAAGGCUUGACAUGCGUUAACAAUGAUGCUAUGGGAGGAAAAAAAAUCCACUCUGGAAGCAAUAAUAACUGACUCUCCGUUGUACAACCAUUUAUGGUUUCUGUGAAACUUCUGAUUUUAAAACACUAUUUUAAACUCCUGUUACAACUUCACUGUUAAAACAAUGAGAACUGUUUGAAAUAUAUUAACUGACGCAUAUGAUGAAAUGUUACCAUUUCUACUGCGCUUUUGGUUGCAUCUUUUUAUAUUGGGUGAUCUGGGUACAUUAAGUGGUGAUAAAGCUGUACGAAUGAGGUUUUUGGCAGUCUGAUCUUGCAUAAAAGGCAUGGUACAACUUUCCUUUAAACGUUAGAUUAUGUUGCAAGAAAAUAACUGAUAAAAAGGGAAAGAUUCCCUUGAGCUGAAAUUGACAAUUGACCAGGCAAGCAGUUCAGAAAUGCCUUUGUUGGGCAGAUAUCUGGCAACGACUCUUAAAUAAUUAUUCCAUUUUAAUAAAAACUGUGUCAACUAUUUCAGCUGGCCAACCUGUUGUUGGCUGCCAUUGCCAGAACUUAGCACUUUAAAUAUGUAUUAGUCAUUAGCUGCUGGACAGAAAGAAAUCUUAACUUUUUAAUAAUUCUGUAUAACUGUAAAUACAUGUGGUGUGAAUUGAGGCUCUGUGGUACUGUAAUAACAUAUUUAUGAUUUUAAUGAAUGAAAAUAUAUUUGUAUAUAUUGCAUUAAUUUAUUUAAUAUAAUAAUAAUAAAGGUAAAUGGGGACUACAGAAGUACGUUUUUUGAUUUUGGGCAUUUGGUGGUUUUUAUUAUCAAAUGUUUUGUCAGUGCUGGCUAAAAAUGGGCUUGUCAUUGUACAUUUUAAAACUUGUCAAGUUGUCAGCUAAACCACAACAUUAAUUGAGGAAUUAGAGAAGAAAUAUAUUUUCUCAUCAAGUACCAUAAUUAGGAUUUCUUUUAACACAUGCAUUGUUUGUGCUUCUGUUCCUGUAAAAUACAUAUAGUUAUUUGCAGAAAUACAUUUCAAGUGUGCCAACAUGAAUUCACUAGUAACUCAAAUCUUAGCUCCACCAUCUGACAGAAACAUAUAACAACCAUGGUUUACUGAUGAUUUAUAAAAUUCAUAGAACAUUCUCUAUUUGAAAUGUAGAAUAUACUCCUAUAAUUCCUAUGUGUGUUCUGUGUUGUAUAGAGUUCUUUAUAUAGUAAAUAUUAUAACUAUGUUGUGGGAUUGUUGUUUUUUAGCAAGUGGAGAAGUAUAUGUAUAUAAUGCUAGGGUGGUACAAAUAAGUAAUUGUAAUUGUACGCAUUUAUAAACAUUACCUCCUAUUUAGAAACAAGGGAGGUUAACUACAGUGGUAUCAUACAUUAUAACAAGGUCAGUGAACAAGUCCAGGCUGCCAAAAGGUAUGUCAGGAAUGUAAUUAGGAGCUUAACAUAGAAUGUGGUUCUUGUGACUAUUUUGAAUAAAAAGCUUAUGAAGU